Parascedosporium putredinis is the source of this 1809-nucleotide messenger RNA. Lineage: Eukaryota; Fungi; Ascomycota; Sordariomycetes; Microascales; Microascaceae. The record is from the annotation of a GenBank genome assembly.
AUGGCAGUGGGCGUGGCGCGGGCUUGGUUCCGGAGUGGUUCCUCCCUUGAUGGAGGCCAGCCCGGACCCCAAAAACAAAAGGGGACUCAGGACCCUCGCGGCGGCGCUCCCGCGCUGUCGCUGGGUCCGCUCUUCUUCGCCGUCGGCGAAGCCGCCGUGGGCUCCGACUACUCCCUCAACAUCCACGAUUACUACGAGGGCACCCAGUUCGUCGCGCCGCCCUACCUCACCAACUUUUCUGAGCACGUCAACGCCCUCGAGAUCGAGUAUUUCGAGUUCUUCAAGCAGUUGGCCCCCCUGAGGAAUUACCUGAACAACGCCAUUGACGCGGUCCUCGGGAAGCCUCCUAAGCCGCCCGUGUACAAAAACUACUGCGCGGCGACGAAGCUGAGCAUCAACAUCUAUUACCAUGUCAUUGUCUCCAAGGAGAGCGAUUUCAGCAAGGUCACCCACCAGCAGAUUAGGAACCAGACGGCAUACCUCAACAAGGUUUACGGAAAGCUCGAUAUCAGCUUUGUCCAAAGGGACGUCAACUACCGCGUCAACGCGAAUUUCGCCACAUCCAAGUUUAACCAGAAGCAUGCCCACCGCCGCUUCUCCAGGUCCGGCACCUACGCCGACCUGAAUGUCUGGAUCACGGAAGAUGUUCCCGGUGACACCCCUGGGGAGUCCACCAUCGGCUAUGCCAUGUUCCCCGACGCCACCCUCAACGCCUACGAGCGCAGCUUCGACGGCGUCGUCAUGGUUAGGGAUACCCUCCCCGGCGCCGGCGUCGACCUGCGCCACGAAGGGUCCAACCUUGCCCACGAAAUCGGCCACUGGCUGGGCCUACGCCACGUCUUUGACGAGUCCAAGGCCGAUGAUACUUCGUGCACCCAGAAUCCCGAUACCGAUCUUAUCCAGGACACCAAGAUGUUCCCGGCCUACCGUCCCGAUAUCUUUGAUAACUUGCAAGCACCCUGCGGCGAGAGGGGCGCGGUCCUGCAGUAUAACUUUAUGAGUUACUCCAGCAUCAAGGGUGAAGAUGGCUUCGGCUUCACCACCGGCCAAAAGGCUAGAAUCUACGCCCGCUUCCUCGGCGUCCGCCGCGGUAUCAAGAACCAGGCCGACUGCAUCGUCAACCCCAUCCAGAGCCGUGCCACCAUUGAGCACCCCUGCCCGCGCAACAACGAAAACAUUGUCGACAUCAGCCUUGACGACUCGCCCGAUCCCAUGUACCCCGAGUACCCCCCUCCCUCUGCCGGCUCCACGGAUUGUCUUGAGCGUGCGCCGCCGGCUAUCCGUGUCCCCGACGUAGAUGCUCCUGGAACAGGCACUUGCUCGUGCCCUGCGCCGCCUACCUGCCCCGGCGACAAGCCCGGCGACAAGCCCGGCGAGAAGCCUGGUGAUAAGCCUGGUGACAAGCCCGGAGACAAGCCUGGUGAUAAGCCUGGUGACAAGCCCGGGGACAAGCCUGGUGACAAGCCUGGUGAUAAACCUGGUGACAAGCCUGGUGACAAGCCUGGUGACAAGCCCGUCGAUACCACCGGCUGCCCGGCUACAUGCAACCCUCACAACAACCAAUGCCACAUCAGCACUUCCCAAACUUGCGUGUAUCCCGCUCCUCUCCUCAGUUCCGCUCCCCGCUCCUACUGCGCCUGCCGUCCCGGCUAUAAGAGCGCCUACGGAACCGACUCGACCAAGAACUGGAGGAUCCCGAUUCGGGGCAUCCAAAACUUUGUCUGGGUCGCCGAGGGAGUGACGUGUGAUGUGCUCUGCGAUACGGUCGGAUGCGAGGAGGUGCCUUCUGUUUCCGAGGUAUGCGCAUAA